AACCUCAACCUCACCAAAUGAAAUCGCCCAUUCACGUCUAUAUAAGGCCCUAAACCCGGUCCUCCCUUUGCCUUUGAUCCGGUAUAAACCUUGGAAAGCGAAAUGUCUUCACAACCCCGUGAACGCCGCCGGCCUUCCGUUGCGAAAGAUCCCACGCCUCCGCACCACCUCCUUCUAAAGCGCUCCGGCUCGCCCUCCAACGACCCAACUGCAAACUAUGAAAAUGAGGAUUGGGCACAGAAACUUAGCGAAUCCGGCCAGCUGCCUGAAGCAGCAUUGGAUGAAAACGGGCAGAGAAAGGUAGAUGAGGAAAGGGAGGGAAUGAAAGCCGAUGUCGGCGGUGACGACGAUUACGCAAACUACGGGUACAUCGCAACAAAUGUCUACUCCGGCCUCCAUUCCAAGAAAACCGGCAUAUUCAACGAAGCCGGCCCCGGCUCCGGCACCAACACCCCCGGCCUCAUGGGCGGCGACGACGAAGACUACGGCGGUAUGGUCCCGAAGAGCGCGAUCACGAGAGAUUUGCAGAUGUUACAGGGUGGGGCACAAGGCGGACAGAGAGGAUGGGAGACGCCGCCGGAGAGGAGGGCACAGGGGUAUGGUGGGGAGACGGAGACGGCGAACGACGUUGGGGCGUAAGAACAUGAUUGCGUGAAAGACAAGAGACGAUGCACAUGCAAUUGCACUCGCACUCGCACUUGAUGGUCUACUGUGAAGUAGGACAAUAUGAGUUAUCAGUUGUCAUAGGGUGAUUCCGAUCGAGGA
This is a messenger RNA of Saitoella complicata NRRL Y-17804, 765 nucleotides long. RefSeq lists its product as uncharacterized. The transcript has a single exon. NCBI's taxonomy places the organism in Eukaryota, Fungi, Ascomycota, Saitoellomycetes, Saitoellales, Saitoellaceae. The record is from RefSeq and is a predicted model, not a curated record. The coding region runs from base 103 to 639 and encodes 178 amino acids.